Molecule: messenger RNA, 2021 nt
Organism: Gadus morhua (Atlantic cod)
Lineage: Eukaryota; Metazoa; Chordata; Actinopteri; Gadiformes; Gadidae
Gene: fbxo45
Product: F-box protein 45
Exons: 3
Coding region: 140-1045 (301 amino acids)
Biological process (GO): proteasome-mediated ubiquitin-dependent protein catabolic process; synapse assembly involved in innervation
Cellular component (GO): SCF ubiquitin ligase complex; synapse
Molecular function (GO): protein binding
Source: RefSeq, a predicted model, not a curated record
UGAUGCAUCGCUUCCUUUCAGCCAUUAAAUUGGGCAGGGUCCAGAUUGUUGUGUUUUUACCGCAACCUAUGCGCAAUUUUGCCACACAAUGACCAAACUCUGGCACUUUAUGCAUGUUUGUAAUUUUUAUAUGGCAUAGAUGAGUAUAGCGUGUCGGCAUAUAUCGUCAUUAAGUCAAAUAAUGUCGGGAGCGGCCGCUGUAGGUGCGUCCUCUUGCAUAGGCGCAGCUGCGGCAGCUAGCUGUAGCUCCGCCGGCUCUUCCUAUGUUACAGUGGGUGGAUGUACCGGGGUGGCUGGCAGGUUGCCUGGCCGGGUUCUUGAACAUGUCUUUUCAUAUUUGGACUUGCCUGAUUUAAUGCAAUGCUCGUUAGUGUGUUGGCACUGGAAUACCACUCUCGCCGACGAAAACAGCGAAGUGUGGCGCAGUCUUUGCGCUCGCUCUCUGAGUGAAGAGGCGCUUCGAUCUGACAUUCUGUGCAACCUGCCUACCUACAAGGGGAAGCUCAAGUCCUACCAACAUGCUCUUAGCACCCACGACUGCUCCCGCAACGUUUACGUCAAGAAGAAUGGCUUCACCCUCCACCGAAACCCCAUCGCCCAGAGCACCGACGGCGCCCGCGCCAAGAUUGGCUUCUCCGAGGGGCGUCACGCCUGGGAAAUCUGGUGGGAGGGGCCCCUGGGAACCGUGGCGGUGAUCGGACUGGCCACGAAGAGGGCGAACAUGCAAUGCCAGGGCUACGUGGCUCUGCUGGGCAGUGACGACCAAAGCUGGGGCUGGAACCUCGUGGACAACAACCUGCUACACAACGGUCAAGUCAACGGCAACUUCCCUCAGUGCAACAACGCACCAAAGUACCAGAUCGGCGAGAGGAUACGGGUGAUCCUGGACAUGGACGACAAGACGCUGGCCUUCGAAAGGGGCUUUGAGUUCCUGGGCGUGGCGUUCCGCGGACUGCCCAAAGCCUGCCUGUUCCCAGCCGUGUCGGCCGUGUACGGCAACACAGAGGUCACCAUGGUGUACCUGGGCAAGCCCCUGGACGGCUAGGGCCCGUCCGCGUCGCCAAAGCCUUUGGGUGGUAUUGGGGGAUGGACCUUUCCCGGGACCUUGUUUUUAGGUUUGUGUGUGACCUUGGGGCCAGUGUACUCAGAGCUGCACCUCGCUGAAGUGGGUCGGUCUGGGCUGAAGGGGGACCUGGAUCCGGCUGGGGGGGGUGGGGGGGGUGGGGGGGGGGCUUCUUUGCGGUUCCGUUGUAUCUAUUCCAGACUCGGUGGGAUCCGGGGGAGUGGUCGUGUCAUAUAAGGUAUGUCCAUUGGUCAUGUGAUGCUGGACUCGUUCCGUUCGGUGGAAACUGCUCACGCUUACAUGAAUUUAGGUUUUUAGGCUCACCACGCCUGACCUUUUACUGGAGCAUUUUAUGUCUCUUAAGCAGGGCCAAAGCAAUCAUGAACUGUGGCCAAUACUUUUAUCCCAUAUGUGUCAUUUAAAAAGGCUAGCCAAUGUAUUAGUGAGUGUAAGCCAGUUAUCAGGGUUAACGUGGUCCUCCAUUGACUGGAUCAUUGUGCUUGACCAUGCCGACCCAGUGUGACCUGAUGUUCUCAUAUAUUUACAUCUAUCUAGAUCUAGAUAAAGAUAGGUGUGUAGAUAUAUAUCUAUGUACAGAUCAAUAUAUAUUUAUCUAGGGAUAUCUAUCUCUCUAUAUCUAUAUAUCUCCAAAUGCAGAGUUUGUACAGGCAAACAUCAGAGGUAGUUUUACGAAAGCAUGCAUUCUUUUCUGCCUCCUGUUUGCAGCGACUCCCUUGUAAAAACACCCAGAGCACUUGAGCAGAAAUGGAACCAAGAAGCCUAUUUAACCAUGUAAUGUUACUGUGUAUCACUUUUUUUUAUUGUUCUGUUGUCAUAUUAAGCAUUAUUUAUUUCUUAUUUUAUCCAUGGUACUCUUGAUGGGGUCAUGUGACCUGAAAGUAAAAGUCUAUUUGUUGCCAAUCCCAAUUAUCAGAAUAAAGAUAGCGUAAUGCCUGUG